Messenger RNA from Archocentrus centrarchus (flier cichlid), 1027 nucleotides. Its product is annotated as dehydrogenase/reductase SDR family member 11-like. The transcript has 7 exons. Lineage: Eukaryota; Metazoa; Chordata; Actinopteri; Cichliformes; Cichlidae. The record is from RefSeq and is a predicted model, not a curated record. The coding region runs from base 107 to 883 and encodes 258 amino acids. Gene Ontology annotation, molecular function: oxidoreductase activity.
UUCACCGGAUGGUGAGAGCUUGGGGCCAUUCUGGGGAAGACUCGCCAUCCCUGUCUUUAUACUUGCGGUGCUUUCGUGUGUAGCAGGUUACCGUAUCCCGGCUGUGAUGGAGCGCUGGCGGGGCAGAGUGGCUCUGGUGACCGGAGCGUCGGUCGGGAUCGGGGCGGCUGUAGCCGUAGAGCUGGUCCGGUGCGGUAUGAAAGUGGUGGGCUGCGCCAGGGACGUCGGAAAAAUACAGAAACUGGCAGCAGAGUGUCAGAGUGCCGGCCACCCCGGUGUUUUGGUGCCUUUCAAAUGCGACUUGACCAAAGAGGAGGAGAUUCUGUCCAUGUUUGCAGCCAUCAAACAGCAGCACAAAGGCGUGGAUGUGUGCAUCAACAACGCUGGCUUGGCUCUCCCAGAGCUGCUGCUAAACGGCAAAACCAGCGGCUGGAAGAACAUGAUGGAUGUGAACGUUCUUGCACUGAGUAUCUGCACACGUGAAGCGUAUCAGUCAAUGAGAGAGAGAAACGUGGACGACGGGCACAUCAUAAACAUGAACAGCAUGUCCGGACAUCAUGUAGUCUCCAGUUCCAGCAUGCAUUUUUACUCCGCCACCAAGUACGCUGUAACUGCUCUGACUGAGGGCCUGAGGCAGGAGCUGCGUGCAGAAAACACCCACAUCCGAGCCACAUGCAUUUCUCCUGGUGUAGUGGAGACUGAAUUUGCUCCAUGGCUCUACAGUAACAGUCCCAGUAAAGCAGCUGGUGCAGGAGCUAAGUUCCUGGGAACAAAAGAUGUUGCAGAUGCUGUCAUUUACGUGCUCAGUGCCCCUCCUCAUGUUCAGAUUGCAGACGUUCAGAUGCGAGGGACAGAGCAGGUGUCCUACAGUUGUAGCAUAUGACCCUCGCAAAUAAUGCACCGAGAAAUUUUUACUUCUUUACAACAUUUUACAAGACAAUGACUUUGUGUGGUCGUUAAACAACUUCAUGGUGUUUGUACUCACAUUUUUCACUAAUGUGUAAAAUAAAAAUGAUUUUCUUGGGAA